This is a messenger RNA of Populus nigra (black poplar), 837 nucleotides long. Its product is annotated as major allergen Pru ar 1-like. The record is from RefSeq and is a predicted model, not a curated record. Gene Ontology annotation, biological process: abscisic acid-activated signaling pathway; defense response. The transcript is spliced from 2 exons. Bases 89 to 568 code for a protein of 159 amino acids. Gene Ontology annotation, cellular component: nucleus; cytoplasm. NCBI's taxonomy places the organism in Eukaryota, Viridiplantae, Streptophyta, Magnoliopsida, Malpighiales, Salicaceae. Gene Ontology annotation, molecular function: protein phosphatase inhibitor activity; signaling receptor activity; abscisic acid binding.
CUUUCAUUUCUUCACCUGUAAACCAUCCCACGACUCAACAAGUUCCUCUCCUUCUCAAACUUGUACGUUCUCCAAAACCAGGAUUACAAUGGGUGUCAUCACUUUGGAAAACGAGUUUCCCGUUGCCGUCGUACCAGCCAAGCUCUUCAAGGCAUAUUGCCUUGAUAUCGACACUCUUAUGCCUAAAAUUCUACCCGGACACAUUAAGAGCUCUGAGAUAAUUGAAGGAAAUGGAGGGCCGGGAACCAUUAGAAAGAUCACUUUUACUGAAGGUAAGGAACUCAAUUAUGCCAAGCAGAAGAUUGAAGCAAUUGAUGAAGAGAACUUAACCUACAGCUUUAGCUUGAUUGAAGCUGAUGUCUGGAAGGAUGCAGUUGAGAAGGUCACUUACGAGCACAAAUUUAUACCCGCUCCUGAAGGAGGAUCCAUCUGCAAGAGAACCAGCACAUAUUACAUCAAGGGUGAUGCUGAGGUGAACAAAGAUCAAAUCAAGGAUGUGUAUGGCAAAAAAACUGCAGGCUUGUUCAAGGCUGUUGAAGCUUACUUCUUGGCAAAUCCUGACGCCUAAAUCUGAAAACUUCAAUAUUUCUACGCUCAUCAGAACAAUCUUGGAGCGACUUCGGUGUGGCUUUCGUUUUUUCUAUCUAUCCAGAACCUGUCUUUGGCGUUGCGAUGAUUUUUCUCCCUUUGUUCUUGGCAUAUUUUGCCAGCAGAUAAUAAUUAGUGUUUGCUAUUCUGGUCAAUUGGUUACUUUACUCUGUCGAGUGACAAAAGUCAUGCUUGAUCAAGUGUCUACAAUUACAAAUAAUAGAAGCAUUUUGUUAUGUGUGUUUUUUC